Molecule: messenger RNA, 1114 nt
Organism: Suillus subaureus
Lineage: Eukaryota; Fungi; Basidiomycota; Agaricomycetes; Boletales; Suillaceae
Exons: 4
Coding region: 30-971 (313 amino acids)
Source: RefSeq, a predicted model, not a curated record
CAAUUCAUGUUUUUGCCGCAAAGCUAUGAAUGAUGCUCCGUAGGAUGUCCAGCCUCUUUUCCUUAAGUUCCCGGCCGCAGGCCCUCUUUCGAUUAGCAAGCACCGCCAAUCGAUCAGUAUGUCGCAGAAAUUUCAAUCUGACGGCUGUAGUUCGACAGACCAGAGAUGACGACCUCUUCUCAUCUGCGACUCUGUCUGGAACCCCAGUAUCGGAGGUCUCGAAGUCCACCACCGUCCAAAAAGCUAAAUCUCAGGAUGCCGCUGCGCGUCGAGAACGACAGUUCUACGAACUUGUGGAGUACGUGACCGACCGCACGGGACGCAAACGUGCUGUCAAAGCCGGUCAAGUGCGCCAAACUGCAUGGCCUCGGUUGUUCCAGCUCGCAAAUUCGUCAGAACAGCUGGAAAUGGUAGCAGAGUUGUUUCCGAGGUGGAGAGACUCAGGUAAGGAGUUCCGCCCCAUACACGCAGAGGCUUUCAUCCGUCGCUGUGAGGAGCUGAAGUGCCCGACACUCGCACUCAAGGUUUUUGGAGACCAUUCGAAAUACGGUCUGGGUUUGAGCUCUCUCUUCGCCGCACGACAUAUGCUGCACUCCGUCUAUGACAAGCGCCCGCUUUCGGACUCUAUGACUGUCGCAGCUCUAUUUGGCGUCUACAAGCUCCCACCUGUUUCGUCUGACCUCGCUGCUUGUUCCAUGCUCUACGUUGCAUGUCUUAAAGAUAAUUCUGCAAAUGCGCGUGCUGUCGAAGACAAACCUCCCGUUAGGGCUCCACAGGAAAGCGCGAUGAGGGCAAGAUAUGCUGAGAAGCCCAAUAUUUGGUUGUUGGACGCCCUCAAGACGAUCGAGAAGGUACACAAAAAGACGGGAAAGGAGUGGAGGUGGAUACGAUACUGGACAACAGAGCGUGAAUGGCGUCCUCGCAAUACUUUUACUCCCAUACAACCUGCAACUACCGCUGACCACGCAUAAUCACAGCUCCUUUAAUCACCAGUCGAAUGUAAUGGAUUUCGUUUUAGAGCAGCAGCUUGUUAGGCUUGAAGACUCGCCGCGCGCAUUCUGCAUCUUUCAUAAACAUUAACCGUUGAUUCCGUCUAUUGAGUUUUCGAUUGUUA